This is a messenger RNA of Bipolaris oryzae ATCC 44560, 1245 nucleotides long. RefSeq lists its product as uncharacterized. The transcript has a single exon. The record is from RefSeq and is a predicted model, not a curated record. NCBI's taxonomy places the organism in Eukaryota, Fungi, Ascomycota, Dothideomycetes, Pleosporales, Pleosporaceae. Bases 1 to 1245 code for a protein of 414 amino acids.
AUGGCCCAAGCAAAGCCCAAGAACAUUGUUAUCAUAGGAGGCUCAUUAGGUGGUCUCAUGGCCGGAGUCUCAUUGAAGCGUCUGAGAAGAGACCUCAACAUCCGUAUCUUCGAGCGCAACCCAACGCCCCUUCUCCAAGACCAAGGCGCUGGCGUCGUAGCCGGCCCAGAAGUGCAAAAGUUCUUCAAAACGCACGACCGGACCCAUACACCACUGACAGUCCCGAGCCACCAGCGGCAAUAUCUCGAUAAAGAAGGUAAAAUAAUCAGCCGCCACGACCAAGACCAACACAUGACAAGCUGGGACCUCCUCUACCACCUCCUCCGUACAAACUACGACGGCACAAAAACCGACUACGCCGAAGUCCCCACCCCAGAACCAGGCGAAGGAAAGACAUCCUACGAGUACGGCUGCACAGUCACAAACGUAGACGUCCCCUCUUCAGAUUUCUCCACCCCAAUCCAAAUAUCCUAUACGCACACCUCCGGCACAUCGCACACCACCCCCGCAGACCUCGUCCUCGCCGCCGACGGCCCCAGCUCCCAAAUCCGAACUUCCUACUUCCCCAGCACAACGCGUACCUACGCCGGCUACAUAGCCUGGCGCGGCACCCUCCCCGAGACCUCUCUCUCAGCUGCAACCCACUCUCUCUUCACCAACACCUUCACCUUCUUCCAUGCCCCCGGCACGCAAAUCCUCGCUUACACCAUCCCCGGUCAUCAUGGCACCGUUGAACCGGGGCAGCGUUUGCUAAAUUGGGUCUGGUACGUCAACGCCCCCGAAAACUCAACUGAGCAUGAAGAUGUCAUGACCGAUGUACAUGGGAAGAAGCAUCACAUCACGCUUCCACCGGGCGCUAUUAACCCAGAUGUUUGGAAGCGCCAGAAGAAGAGGGCAGAAGAGAUGUUACCGCCGCAGUUUGCGGAGGUGGUGCGGGGGACAGAGGUCCCGUUUGUGCAGGCGAUUACGGAUGUGAUUUCCCCCAAGGCGGUGUUGGAGGGAGGAAGAGUGGUGUUGCUGGGUGAUGCGCUUGCGGGGUUUCGGCCGCAUACGGCGGCGAGUACGAACCAGGCGGCUUUGGAUGCUAUGGCGCUGGCUGGGGCGGUGGAGCGAUUGUUAGGAGGAGAAAUGGGGUCGCUGGGGGAGUGGGAGGCGGAGGUGAUGCGGUAUGCGGUUGAGAUGCAGAGGAGGGGGGUGGAAAUGGGGGAUAAGAGUCAGUUUGGGGAGCAUGAGAUGCAGAGGUAG